Messenger RNA from Mangifera indica (mango), 1359 nucleotides. Its product is annotated as aspartyl protease family protein At5g10770-like. The coding region runs from base 1 to 1359 and encodes 452 amino acids. Lineage: Eukaryota; Viridiplantae; Streptophyta; Magnoliopsida; Sapindales; Anacardiaceae. The record is from RefSeq and is a predicted model, not a curated record. Gene Ontology annotation, biological process: proteolysis. The transcript is spliced from 2 exons. Gene Ontology annotation, molecular function: aspartic-type endopeptidase activity.
AUGGUGAGAUUAAGUGAGUUGUUGUCUUCUGAGGUGUUUGCUAUGGGAAAUUUUGAUGACCAGAGUCAGACCAUGUCACAAGUAGCUAUUGAUCAGUUUAAUCAGUUUUCUACUACAAAUUUUGGUAACCAACAUGAGGCUAUGCCACUUGCAACGGUGGAUCAGUUUGAUCAAUUUUCUAUUGUAAAUUUUGGUGUUCAGAAUGAGACCUUGCCACUAGUUACUGAAGAGCAGUUUGAUCAAUUUUCUACUACAUAUUUUAGUUACCAGAACGAGGUCAUACCACUUGUAGCUAUGGAUCAAUUCGGAGAACUGGCUGAUGUUUCCCGUACUGGACGAGGGGUUAAGCUUCCUCUGAAGAAGCAAGGUGACAAUUACCUUGUCACAGUUGGGUUUGGCACACCUAAGCUUGAUUUAACGUUAAUGGUGGACACAGGAAGUGCCACUACGUGGAUAAAAUGUAAACCCUGCAUUACCUGUAAUCCAAAUGAAACCCUUUUUGAUCCUCGCCAAUCUUCAACGUUUUCCAAUUGUUCUUCUGCUAAUAAUUGCCACCAAAGCCAAGACUACCACGACAAGUCUAAAGUUGAUGGAAAUUCUGUACAAGAUACCUUAACCCUAACUUCACAGGUGUUCUUUCCAAGGUUUGAGUUCCUUUGUGGCCACAAACCCAGUGGAUUUGAUAAAGUUGAGGGGUUAUUAGCUCUGGGCUUGGCUGAUAAUUCCUUCAUACAUCAAACAAGCCAAGCAUUUUCCCAGAAAUUUGGCUACUGUCUUCCAUCCUCAGAUUCCUCCACUGGGUUCCUGGCUUUUGGAGAUGAAGCAGCCGCAGCCUGCAAACCUCGGUUUCAUGGUUCACUUGUUUUAGGUCCAAAUGGGGACAAUCACAAUUACUAUAUCAACCUUUUUGCUAUCACAAUAGGCCAAAAGACACUGCAAAUGCCUUCAAAUGGUAGCUCAUCAUACUCACAAAAAGCCCUGUUAGACACUGGAACCACUGUGAGUCGCUUGCCUCCAUCAGUUUACUCAAAGCUUAACUCUUCAUUUUGGGAGUUGAUGUCAGAAUAUCCCAUAGCUGAACCACAUGGGAUAAUGAAAACGUGCUUUAAUCUCGAGCGGCACGAUUUAAGCACUGCUAAUAUACCAAAUAUCACACUGCACUUUGGGGAUUCUUUGGAUUUAACUUUGGGCUCUCCAUCUGUUGUUUUUAGUUAUCCUAAUUCCAUAGUGUGCUUGGCUUUUGCUGAAGACGAAAAAACCAUUAUCGGCAGUCAUCAUCUGGAGAAUGUGAAUAUACUCUACGAUAUAGCAAAUAAGCAGGUGGGACUUUCUCUUAACCCUGGUUGCAGCAGCUAUUGA